Aspergillus versicolor CBS 583.65 is the source of this 1687-nucleotide messenger RNA. RefSeq lists its product as uncharacterized. The record is from RefSeq and is a predicted model, not a curated record. Bases 117 to 1589 code for a protein of 490 amino acids. Lineage: Eukaryota; Fungi; Ascomycota; Eurotiomycetes; Eurotiales; Aspergillaceae. The transcript is spliced from 4 exons.
GGAUGAUGAGAUCUCGAGCAGUAUCAUUGUUUCUCCUCCCUUCGCAAUCUUCCUAUACGACCACAUCCGCUGCGGCAGUCUUCAGAACCUCGAAGUAAGAUUCCCCGGGUCCGCAAAUGCGACCAUCGUCAAGGGCUCGUGGGAGCAAGGACCGCAAUGUACGUGGAGAUCUCGAAAGCGGCCAACAACCGGCGUUACCACCUACAGGAGCUCCGUUUCAUCCUCGUCGCCAGCUCAUAGCGGAGAUGUUCGGGCUGGAGAACGAAGACGAGUGUGAAGGCUAUACAGGGGUGCGCGAGUUCUGCGACCAUCUAGAGACAAACUAUUUCCCCCGGUUCGCUAGUUUCGACAAGGAGAUAUGGAAACUAUUGCGCUACGGCUAUCCGACGGAUGCUAAAGCCAAAUGGUGGUGGUGUCUGAAGGUUGUUGAAGCGUGCCGAUGUCUUCAGAACGGUACAGAGGGCAGUAAUCCAACUGCCAGGGCCUUGGCCGCUAAAUUUCUGUCCAAGAACUGUAGGAAUGACAACAUGGAGUUACACAAUGUCAAGGCUCCCAUUCAAAUCGCACUCGCAAAAGCUUUGAUACAUACUCUUUGCUGGCUUUCUGCAGUAAUAUCGCCUGUUAUGGAGGACGACGAAGAGGAAGAUUCACUACACGUUUCAUCCGAUGACCCAAAACUUAUUCUUUUCGGGAUCUCCGCUGAAUACAAUGGGAAGAAGACAAUAAUCACUAUCGAUCUACGCCACACUUUAUCCGAGAUAUUCCACAAGAUACAUCAAGCUGCUGUUCCCACGCCGAAGAAAGAACUGGGAAUCGACGCAGAUCGGUCAAUGCACGAAACGGGCGACGUCCUUUACGAAUCAGCCAUGAACUAUGCAUCUCUCAAGAAGUAUGGCGGAAUUCGCCUGAGAUGGGUAGAUACCCUCAGUGAACACCUGUCUCUAGACAGAGGCAAGCGUGAGCUUUCCUUGUUCCGGUUCCCUUCGCUAUGCGCAUUGCGAGUAUUGAAGGCGGACAGGCUUCUCGCAGUUGCAAACAUUACCAACCGGCUUCUCGCUGGCAGAGAUUACGCGCUACCCUAUGAGGUCGACGACGACGAAAGGGUGUGCGAACAGGUUAUACUCUCGUACAGGCUCCUGUUUGGACAGAAUUCGAAAUCCCGGGAUCUAUUGAGGAGUCAGUUGAUGGAUGGGCAACGAUCUCGAGGAGGUGUUGACUCGUUCAUCCUGCAGUGCAUUGGCGCGGUGCCCGGCCCCUGGCGCGUUCGCCUUGGUCGGGCAAAGCCAGAUAAGCCUUUCAGCAGUGCAAUCUUGCCAGAGCCUCAUCGAAGAGACGACGGCUACAUCAAGGAAUGGAAAACGUAUUUUGCAAUGGUAAAUUUUUCCAGCUUUAGAUGGCGAUUGCUAGCGCUCCAGACCUUUGGAAACGACCAUCCACCAACUGAUUUCCUGGACUAUGUCAUGGAUCCCCGGGCCCCAAUGCAGCGCGCUGCUGCCCGAGUCGGCGUUCUUGCGGUGGUGCUCGCGAUUUUGUUUGGUACAGGACAGAUAUCUCUUUCUGGGCGGCAGCUUGUGGAGGCGCGAUCGUGAAGCUACAGGAUUCUACCAGGUCUAAGUUAAGAAGGAUGGUUUCGUUAUCUUAGUUAGUGCCUUGAUCCUAAGUCAGCAUUUCUUCUUAGUAUGAUUUU